GUCAGCUGGGAUCGGUCAGCUGGCGGCUCCAUCUCCAGCAGCAGCAACCAGGCAGCCAGGCAUCCAGCCAGACAGCCAGACAGCCAACCAGGAGGGAGCUCCAUACGGGAAAACCAUCGCUGCCUCUGGCUCAUGCUGGCCGAAAAAAGCAUCGGAACUAAAAAUCAUAGUGAAAAGGAGGAUUUUAGAGUCCGGAAUGGUUGUUGCCGUGUAAAGGUCUCCUUUACAUCUAGCCUAUUUAUCAUCCUAUUUAUUUGUGUAUUUAUUUAUUUAUUUUCAUCCGAAUUUCCUGCCAGUGGUGGCUGGGCCCACAGUUGCGACUGUUCAGCGGCAGGUGUAGCCUGUUAUUGAGGACAUAUUUCACAUUCGUUACGUGGUUCCUCCAAUGGUCGAAACGCAGACCGGUCAAGACAAAAACUGAAUGCCCUCGGAACUGGAUGCUGCUGUUUAAAGGAGAAUUGUAGCCUUGCUUGUCGGCGAAACAUCAGAUGUGGUUUGGGGAGGGGGUUACUUGGAUGAUAAUAGAGGCCUGUAUCAGUAAAUAUGAAUAAAUAUCACACGGUUAUAUUGACGAUAUGGACUAAUGCGGUUGCUAAAAUGAGAGUUGGAAACAUGGAAUAGCCUAAUAGAGAGUGACUCAGGUCGGAGUGAAUACCCUUCCCCGUGUUUAUUUAAUAACCGACUGUCAAUGUGAUUAGCUCUACAUUUGAAAUCCGGCAUAUUUGCCAAAAUGAUGGAACUUCAAAUCGACGAGGUCGUCUACCAAGACGACUACGGGUCUGUGUCGGUGAUGUCGGAACGUGUUUCAGGCCUGGCCAAUAGCAUUUACCGAGAGUUUGAGCGGCUGAUCCGCAGUUAUGACGAGGAGGUGGUGAAGGAGCUCAUGCCACUGGUGGUAAACGUUUUGGAAAAUUUAGAUUCGGUUCUAACUGAGAACCAGGAGCAUGAGGUGGAACUAGAGCUGUUAAAAGAAGACAACGAGCAGCUCAUCACACAAUACGAGCGCGAGAAAGCGCUGCGGAAACAAGCAGAGGAGAAAUUUAUUGAGUUUGAGGAUGCACUGGAGGCUGAGAAGAAAGACCUGCAGAGUCAUGUGGACAGCCUGGAACUGCAGGGCAAGCAGCUGGAACUCAAGACCAAGAACUAUGCAGACCAGAUUAGUCGUCUGGAGGAGCGGGAGUCCGACAUGAAGAAGGAGUAUAACGCCCUGCACCAGCGGCACACUGAGAUGAUUCAGACGUACGUGGAGCACAUCGAACGCUCCAAGAUGCAUCAGGCAGGAAGCAACAGCCAAUCAGAGGGCCCGGGCAGCGCCAAAACUCAUCGCCACACAUGGAGGACAAGCAGCAAAGCAGAGCGCCCACCAUCGCUGAGCCUGCGCCCCAACGGAGAGGGAAUGUGUAGAGCAGAUAAGUGUGGAGUUCAAACAGGACUUGAACCUUCCUUCUUCCGCUUGCCUCAGGAGGACGGCUCUGAGUCCGACUCAGCGGCAGCCACGCCCAGCAGCACUGGGAGCAAGUCCAACACGCCCACCUCCUCUGUCCCAUCAGCCACCGUCACGCCAUCCGAGCUCCACCCACCCUCACAGUUUGACGGGACGCAUUCAGGGAACCACAGAAAGAGCGCCAAGCGGCUGAGCAGGAACAUGGAGGUGCAAGUUUCUCAGGAAACGAGAAAUGUUAGCAUUGGUAUGGGCAGCAGUGACGAGUGGUCAGAGUUCCAGGAGAUCAUCGACUCGACCCCUGAGCUGGAUAUGUGUGUUGACCCCCGAGUCUAUGGUGGAGGAAACAGUCCUUCACAGGGCAUCGUAAAUGAGGCUUUUGGCAUCAACACCGACUCCCUUUAUCACGAGAUCAAAGACGCCAAAUCGGACAUCAUCGGAGAUGUGGAUGCAGGCGCAGAGCUUCUAGGAGAAUUCUCAGGGAUGGGUAAGGAGGUGGAGAAUCUUCUAACCGAAAACAAACAGCUGUUGGAGACCAAAAAUGCUCUCAACAUAGUGAAGAAUGACCUUAUUGCCAAAGUGGACGAGCUCUCAGGAGACCAGGAGGUUCUGAGAGAGGAGCUGGAGGCUGUGAGGCUCUCCAAGAACAGGAUGGACACCCGGGUCAAAGAGCUGGAGGAGGAGCUGAAGAGGUUGAGGGCAGAAGCUCUUGGGGCGUCUCAAGAUUCUAAGGAUGAUGGUGGUGAAGACUUGUCGUCCCCGAUGCAGGAUGGAGACGUGAGCAUGACUCAGCGCAGGCGAUUCACCCGGGUGGAGAUGGCCCGCGUGCUGAUGGAGAGGAACCAGUACAAAGAGAGACUGAUGGAACUACAGGAGGCCGUGCGCUGGACAGAGAUGAUCAGGGCAUCCAGGGAAAGUCCACAAAUACAAGAGAAGAAGAAGUCCACCAUCUGGCAGUUCUUUGCCCGUCUGUUCAGCUCCUCUGCCAGCCCCCCUCCAGUCAAGCGGCCCUACUACAGCGUGAACAUCCACUACAAGUCGCCCUCCCCAGCAGGCUUCCCUCAGAGGCGCAGCCACACCAUGUGCCAGAUAUCCACAUCAAACCGCACCCUCGAGUUCUUCCCUGAAGACGACUCAGCGCUGUCUGUCCGCAGGGAGCAGCGGCGGGAACAGUACCGGCAGGUCCGUGAGCACAUGCGCCGCGAUGACGGCAUCAUGCAGGCAUGUGGCUGGAGUGUGCCACCUCGCUUCAAACAGGCAGGAUCUCAGCUGGACAGCGCUCCUGAUGGCCCCCUGAAGAGGCAGCAGGCGCCCAACGAAAAGGAGGACAACAGGAUGAAGAAUGUUCCUGUUCCUGUGUACUGUCGCCCCCUGGUGGAGAAAGAUCCAAACAGGAAGCUGUGGUGUGCUGCAGGGGUGGACCUGGCAGGAUGGAAGGCCUCUCCUCAGGGUGCUGACUCAGCUAAAACAGCAGCGACCACCACUGACCCUCUGACCACGGAAGAGGAGGGAGACAGCAAAAGUAUCCAGAGCUCCCCAGAAAAGAGGAAGUCGAGGGAGCUCCAUGAAACAGACUCCUUGAGCAGCAGAGUGUGGAUCCUGACCAGUACUCACUCUGCUAGUAAAGUUGUCAUCAUAGAUGCCAAUCAGCCAGGUUCACUGGUGGACCAGUUCAACGUCUGCAACGCCCAUGUGCUCUGCAUCUCCAGUGUGCCUGCUGCCAGUGAGAGUGACUACCCUGCAGGGGAGAUCGUUCUAGAUCCUGGGGAGAUGGUGGAAGGUGCUGGCGGUGAGGAGACUGGUGGGGUGGAAGGCAUGUUAGCAGGCAUCACUCUGGUGGGCUGUGCCACAAACUGUAGCGUUGUCCGCAGCAACUGCUCUUCACGCACUGACACUCCCAUACUGGACAAAGGACAAGCCCCCAUGUCUGCUCCGGUCAAGCUGCACCCUACGCAGUCUGCUGAAGAAGCCACCGAGGCAACCGAGGUCCCUGAAGCUGCCGUUAGCGAGAGCGCGGACGUCUCCGGCCCCCCUGGGCCCUUCACUGAGCACGUGUUCACAGACCCCCAGCCCAGGAUGGCGGAUGCUGCUGGUCAAUAUGAACAGUGUGCAGGCGGGCCCUCCCAGCCCCCAGAGACAGAGGAAGGCAGUGAAGACCCCAGCACCUGCCCCAGCACCUGCCCCAGCACCUGCCCCAGCACCUGCUCCAGUGUGGGCCCCACCAUGUGGCUUGGAGCCCAGAAUGGCUGGCUUUACGUCCACUCUGCAGUGGCCAGCUGGAAGACAUGUCUCCACUCCAUCAAACUGAAAGACUCAGUGCUCAGUCUAGUCCAUGUGAAGGGGCGUGUCCUUGUGGCUCUGGCCGAUGGGACGCUGGCCAUCUUCCACAGAUCUGAGGACGGUCAGUGGGAUCUUUCCAACUAUCACCUGAUGGAUCUGGGACGACCACACCACUCCAUCCGCUGCAUGGCCGUGGUCCAUGACAAGGUGUGGUGUGGCUACAAGAACAAGAUCCACGUCAUUCAGCCCAAGAGCAUGCAGAUCGAGAAGUCCUUUGACGCUCAUCCUCGGAGGGAGAGCCAGGUCCGCCAGCUGGCCUGGAUUGGUGACGGAGUGUGGGUCUCCAUCAGGCUGGACUCCACCCUGCGCCUCUACCACGCUCUUACACACCAACACCUCCAGGACGUGGACAUUGAACCCUACGUCAGCAAGAUGCUCGGUACGGGGAAAUUGGGUUUCUCAUUUGUGCGAAUUACAGCACUUUUAAUUGGAGGAAAUCGUCUUUGGGUGGGCACUGGAAAUGGCGUGGUCAUCUCUAUCCCACUGACUGAGACGGUAGUCCUUCACCGGGGACAGCUCCUGGGGUUGAGGGCCAACAAGGUCUCUCCCACGUCGUCCGGGGGGGUGAUCCAUGUGUAUGCGGACGACAGCGCGGAGAAGAGCAGUGGCAGCUUCAUCCCGUACUGCUCUAUGGCUCAGGCUCAGCUGUGCUUCCAUGGACACCGGGAUGCCGUCAAGUUCUUUGUUUCUGUGCCAGGAAAUGUGUUAGCCACCCUGAACGGUAGUGUGUUGGACAGCCCCUCAGAGGGCCAGGGCUCCGCCCCACCCCCAGACACGGAGAUGCAGAGUGUGCAGAACGUCCUUGUGCUCAGUGGAGGAGAGGGAUACAUUGACUUCCGCAUCGGUGAUGGUGAGGAUGAUGAGACGGAGGAAGGGGAGGGUGGAGGAGGCCCGCAGGGCGGAGGAGCCCAGCAGGUGAAGCCUGCCUUGUGCAAAGCUGAGCGCAGUCACAUCAUCGUGUGGCAGGUGUCUUAUGUGCCUGAGUAAUGCCAAGGCCAACUGGAAGAACUCCGCCCCUGAACCUCUUCAUCACCAUGGAAACCCUUGACUCAAAUCUUUAAAGCUACUCCCCCUCCUCCUCCUGCUUCCUGUCAUAGAUCUGUUCCCCAUAUGUUCUCCAGGUUCUGGAACUACCCCUGUGACUACCCCUCACCCUCACAUCCAGCCUUGUGUCCCUUUAGUUCCUUGACCUUCCAUAAGAAUAUAACCCCGCCUCGCUUAGCCCUGUUAUUGUAAGUAUCUCCAUGAACCUUGUAACUGCACUCUUUAUUACAUCCCCUGCACUAUAUCUACUCCAUGGAGCUUGUAUCUGCCCUGUAAGUACAUCAUGUCGCCUGUGUUGGUCUAAUAGUACACUGCAUCUUCCCCAAAGCUACCCUGUUGUGCCUAAACUUAUCCUUCCCUCAGUUGAAAGUCUUUGUCCAAUGACACGUCUGUACCUAGGACAGGUCUCAUUCUCUGGCCUCCCUCAUAGUCUACCAACUGACUAAAGUACAGAAACCUAAAGGAGUGCACUGGCAAAUAAUGCAUCUUAUUCCAAAUCCAUCCAUGAAUCCUUAUUGAAUCUAUUUAAACUUUGCGUCUACACAGUCUCCCAGUCAGCUCACAGCUCAGUUUAUUUCUCCAACCAAGACAGCUGAUUGGUUAAUCAACUUAGGAGACAGGCAGCUGAUUGAUGAGAUGUAUUCCAAUACAGGCAGCUCAUUGGUUUGAACAAGGUAAAGAUGUCACAUGAUCAGGAGAGCUCAGUGUUCAUUCGCCUGUAUAGGAACACGCAUGAGCCCAGGAUAACCAAUCAUCUUAAGGACAUUCUGGAGGGUGUGGAUGUGUGUGUACAGUAUCGUUUUUUUCCAUUGAAUUCUGCAGUAAGUAGUGAACAAGGACCAGUACAUGAUGAGUUGAUUCUAUUCUACAUGUUCAUUUAGUUAAACAGCCAAAACACUGGAUUAACAUGAAAUUACUGGAGCAACAUUUUAUUUAGGCAGUCACAACUCCAGUACCUUGUAAAUAAAGCCCAAAAUGUUUUAAGCAAAGGCAGACAUCUUUGAGCUGUGAGCUGAUUGGCUCAUAACUUAUAACCCCCACCAUACAUACAUGAUCCACUGUACCCAAGCUAAAAGCUGGACAGUGAGUUUUGUGAAUGGUCGUCUGAUUUGAGUGACAGAUGUCACAGACAAAUCUGUAAAUCUAUAUAGAUUAUAGAAAUGGUUACAUUCAUGAUGCACCCCCCUGUUCAGUAUGUAACUCAUGUUGAUCUAUUCUGUGUGGACUAAAUAUUAAAUAUAUUUGCGUGCUAAAAACAUA
Messenger RNA from Hypomesus transpacificus, 6085 nucleotides. It is a transcript of the gene mapk8ip3, whose product is annotated as mitogen-activated protein kinase 8 interacting protein 3. Lineage: Eukaryota; Metazoa; Chordata; Actinopteri; Osmeriformes; Osmeridae. Gene Ontology annotation, molecular function: MAP kinase scaffold activity; JUN kinase binding; signaling receptor complex adaptor activity. Bases 731 to 4768 code for a protein of 1345 amino acids. The record is from RefSeq and is a predicted model, not a curated record. Gene Ontology annotation, biological process: vesicle-mediated transport. The transcript has 33 exons. Gene Ontology annotation, cellular component: cytoplasm.